Messenger RNA from Triticum turgidum subsp. durum (durum wheat), 240 nucleotides. Lineage: Eukaryota; Viridiplantae; Streptophyta; Magnoliopsida; Poales; Poaceae. The record is from the annotation of a GenBank genome assembly.
AUGGACAAGAUCCUGGCUUUCUCCAUCCUCAGCUCGUCGCCGGCAGAGAUUGCUGGGGUCGGGUACGCCACGCGACUGUCCUGGCGGAGCGGCGGAGGGAAGCAGGCGAUGGAGAAGAAGCAGCAGGAGGACAAGGUCGAGCGGAGCCCACGGCCGGAGAGGAAGCCGGAGGCCAGCCCGGCACGGUUUGCGCCGGAGUUCGACGGCCUCAACUGCUUCGAGUACAUAGUAUCCCCUUGA